Messenger RNA from Bipolaris zeicola 26-R-13, 912 nucleotides. RefSeq lists its product as uncharacterized. The transcript has 2 exons. The record is from RefSeq and is a predicted model, not a curated record. Lineage: Eukaryota; Fungi; Ascomycota; Dothideomycetes; Pleosporales; Pleosporaceae. Bases 1 to 912 code for a protein of 303 amino acids.
AUGAGAUUCAGCAUUGCAUGUCUGCUCUUGAAUCUCGCUGUGCUGUCCACAGCGCAGUGGGAUAACAACUCAACAGCCCCAAUCGAGCUUGCGCCCGCACCCUGGACUUUGAAGGGUACCGUCUAUUCUAUCACCUAUGUUCCCCUUUCAAACAAGCUACCGACUAAGGCAUUCGCACCGCUCGAACGGCAGUAUGCGUCAGCCGUAGAGGGCGAGUACAUUGGCAUACUUGGUCAGAUCCAGAUUAUUCGAUACACGGAUAGUCCUGUUGGUCCGUAUGACGAACUUCUAAUCGUUCCGGGUUUCUUCAAAUACAACCAUACAGACCCUAGUGGAAAGGUAGAGGAGAGGAAGAAUGUCAGAGUUAGUAGGAUCUACGUUAGCCAAAAGUAUACGUGUUGGAACGGGAGAACGAAUUGGAACAUUCCUAAGCAUCUUGCUAGGUUUGACUGGGUCGAAGGAGACGACGGUAAAACAUCAGUGAAAAUUUACCCACACGAUACCACUGGUGACCCAUUCGAAUCCAAGCCAGCAGAAAAACCCUGGUUCCAGGCCACAUUCAGGCCUAGCAUAAUACCUGGCAUACCAUUCAGCACUGAUCUAUACGGUCUUCUGGGUGUUGAUACAUUACUAGCCCAGCCACCCUUGCCUUCUGGCAACGGUACUUACGACGAGCUUCCGGGGACUAAACAAUGGGCAGCCACAAUGCCAAAUCAAGUGACUAAAAGCGCUACGUUGGGGAUGAUUGACUUGGACCAGGGGAAUGGUGACGUGGAGGAGGGCCAGGACACGAAUGCAGUGGGCGAUGAGUAUUUUCCGAAUUUCUGGCCAGGUGUUCCACGUCUGAACAUUGCGACCAAGUUGGCGAACGCUACUAUCACUUUUAGUGCUCCUGAGCUUUGGAAUAACUAA